AUGCCGAUCGGUAAAUUAGAAACAUUCAAUGUUAGUUCCAAACAAUGGCCUGCAUACAUUCGACGAGUUAACCAGUAUAUUUUAUUAAAUGACGUGAAAGAUAACCUAAAAGUGCCGAUGUUGAUAACGAUCGUAGGCGAAGAAACUUAUGCCUUAAUGUGUGACCUAUGUUCGCCGGACUUUCCUGAGGACAAAUCAUACGAUGAGUUGGUGAAACUAGUGGCCGACCAUUUAGAACCGCAGCGAUCUGAGAUCGCCGAGCGUCACGUGUUCCGGUUGCGGCGACAGCGUGCCGGCGAACCAUUGAUGGAGUAUCUUCAGGCUCUCAAGCACCUGGCAACUACUUGCAAUUUUGGCAAAUGUAAAAAGUGCUCCACGCUCGAGGAAAACUUAAGGGACCAAUUUGUAUCAGGUUUAGCAAAUGAUGCAAUGCGGUCGAGAAUAUUCGCCGAGAGAAAAAUACAGUACAAAGAGGCAGUGGAGUUAGCACUAGCACUGGAGGCUGCAGAGAAGCACGCGGAGGUGAGCGGCAGCACGGUGCCGACGACGACCUCGGGUGCCGGCGGCGAGGCAGGGGAAGACCUGCAUUAUACGCGUGGAAGGCGAGGACGCACCCGCAGCGCGCGCACGGAUGGCGCGGGGGUGGCGAGCCCGGCGGGCGCGGCUGGCGCAGGCGGUGCAGCGGGCGCGGAGCGCGCGGCGGCGGGCACGUCGGCCGGCGCGAGCGCGCCAUGCUGGCGCUGCGGUAAGGCGCACCGCGCCAGGUGCCGUUAUGUGAAUUAUACGUGUGACGAGUGUAAACAAAAAGGUCAUUUAAAAGUGAUGUGCAAGUUAGGAAAUCGACAUAAUUAUUUAAGUGGUGAAGACGACUCGGACGACCUUUAUAAGAUUGUCGUUGGAGGUAAGGACAAUAGACCUUAUUUUUUAAACAUUAUGAUUGAUAACUUAGAGAUAAAAUGUGAAAUAGAUACCGGUAGUCGCAUUUCGGCUAUUAAUGAGGACUUGUACUAUCGGGAAUUUUCUAAUAAAGUGAUUAAAACCGAUAAUUUGGUGUUACGUAGUUAUGCCGGUUCACGCAUCGAGUCGUUGGGUUAUAUAGAAGUCCAAGUUAGGUUACGUAAUGUAGAAGUAAAAUCCUUGCCCCUUUAUAUAAUAAGAAAUGGAGCAGGUCCUUUACUGGGGCGAGACUGGUUGCGCGCCCUUAAAAUAAGUCAAAUUAAUUUGUUCAAGAUAACCGACGACGGAUUCGUGAACCGUCUAUGUGCUGAAUUUCCGGAAGUAUUUACGGACAAGUUGGGGACUUGUAAGCGAGCUAUUCGAUUACAGCUAACUAAUGAUGAACCUGUGUACGUGCGCGCAAGGCCCGUGCCGCUGGCCCUGCGAGCACGCGUUGAGCGCGAGUUAGCGCGACUCGAAUCUGAUGGCUCGAUAUACCGCGUUGACCAUUCCGACUACGGAACGCCAAUUGUGCCGGUAGUAAAAAAAAAUGGAGAUAUACGCAUAUGUGGGGAUUACAAAAUUACUAUUAAUCCAAAACUGAAGCGUGAUUAUUAUCCUUUGCCCCGAAUUGACGAAUUGUUUGCGAACUUGAGUGGCGGAGAAAGGUUUACUAAAGUUGAUCUCACUCGCGCUUACGAACAGUGCUUAUUAACAGAAGAAUCGCAACCCUACACAGCGAUAACAACUCACCUUGGAACAUAUGCAUACCGUCGUACGCCGUACGGUCUCGCGUGCGUGCCCGAGAAAUUUCAAAAAAUUAUGGAAGAGACCAUACGGGGCAUACCGGGUUGUGUUGUUUUCCUGGAUGAUAUUUGCAUAACGGGGGCUAAUAAUAAAGAGCACAUUAGUAAUUUACGAGCUGUACUCGAAAAGUUGCGCGAAGCGGGUUUAACAGUUAAACUGAGUAAAUGUAGUUUUUUACAACACAGUGUAAACUAUUUAGGUUACGUCAUAGAUAAGAAGGGAUUACGGCCAGAUAGUGCUAAAUUGGAUGCCAUUUCCAGCGCGCCCAGACCAGAGAACGUAACCCAAUUAAAAAGUUUUUUAGGAAUGUUAAAUUAUUAUGGUAAAUUCAUAAGUAAUUUGAGUACUUUGCUAUACCCUUUACACAAUUUACUAAGAAAGGAUGCUCGCUGGGAAUGGGAUGCCAGUUGUGAACAGGCGUUUAAAGAAGCUAAGCGAGUCCUCUUGGGCGAGCGAGUGUUAGCACAUUACGAGGAGGGGCGGCCACUUGUGCUCGCGGUUGACAGUAGUGCGUACGGGAUAGGGGCAGUGCUGGCGCACCGCUACGCCGAUGGCAGCGAGCGCCCGGUUAGCUGUGUGUCCCGCACACUCAACGCGGCCGAACGGAACUACAGCCAACUUGAUAAGGAGGCACUCGCAAUAUUAUUUGGUGUAACAAAACACCAUCAGUAUCUAUUUGGUAGGAGUUUUACAUUACGCACAGACCAUCAGCCUUUGACACACAUAUUUGGUGUUAAGGGUGGUAUUCCGCAGACCGCAGCCAGCCGGUUACAGCGGUGGGCGGCGCGCUUGGCCGCAUAUGAUUUCAAGGUGGAAUUCGUUCGCUCGGCUGACAAUGGGCCAGCAGAUGCUCUGUCGAGGUUACCGCUACCCCAGGAGGGCCGCUUAGUGGACGCAGUCACCUAUAUCAAUUUAAUAGAAGAAUCUUUUCCGGUUAGCUUUAAGGAUAUUGCUAGGGAGACUGAAAAAGAUAAACUGUUAUGCAAGGUGAAAGGUCAUGUCACCUUUGGUUGGCCGUCGACAGUGGACGAAGUCGAGAAACCGUAUUUAGUUAGAAAACAGGAUUUAGCAAUAGAAUUAGGUUGUUUAAUUUAUAAAUAUAGGGUCGUAAUACCAAGUACAUUGCGAAAACAAAUAUUAGAUGAAAUACAUGACGGACAUUUAGGAAUGAAUAAAAUGAAAAAUUUAUCAAGAAAUUAUGUGUACUGGCCCAGUUUAGAUAAAGAUAUUGAGGAGGUAUGUCGCGCGUGCCCGGCAUGCCGCGCAGUACGCGACGCGCCGCCACAUGCGCCACUGCAUCCUUGGGAGUUCCCGCUGCACCCGUGGCAGCGAGUACAUGCCGACUUCGCGGAUUGCGGCGGGAAACGGUAUUUAAUUAUGGUAGAUGCACACUCAAAAUGGAUCGAAGCUAUUAAUAUGAAUAGGACGGACGCGCAGGCGACUAUCAAAAUCAUGAGAUCAAUUUUUGCUCGGUUCGGCCUACCGUCAUUACUCGUCACUGACAACGGCCCACCAUUUUUCUCACAGGAAUUUAAGACAUUCUGUAAUAAAAAUUUUAUCAAACAUGUGACCACAGCCCCGUACAGACCGCAAGGUAAUGGGGCUGCGGAAAAUGCGGUUAAAACCGUCAAGAAAGCGAUCAGACGUGCUUUGUACGAGGGCGAGGACGUCGCCACGGCAUUAAGUAAGUUUUUAUUUAAAUAUCGCAAUUGCCAACAUGCAACCACGGGCGUAUCCCCUGCGGUGGCGCUGCUGGGGCGCAGGCUGCGCGCGCGCCUAGAUGCGGUGCGGCCCGACGUGUCGGCCGUGGUGCGCGCCGCGCAGGAGCGGCAAGUGGCCGCGGCGGGCGGCACGCGGCGAGCGCUCGCGCCGGGCGACGCUGUGCUAGCUCGCGACUAUACCGCGAGGGGGGACAAGUGGCUGGCAGGCACGGUAGUCGACCAGACAGGGCCGGUCUCGUACAAGGUAGACGUUGGACGCGGUGUCGGUUGGCGUAGACACGUCGAUCAAAUUAUGCCAUUACAAAGCAAGAAUCGUCAUUCCCUAAGUCGCACUAGCAUAGUUCCCGAAAACAGGGAUUCAUCCCCAGAACGACAGGUUCCUUCAAUGGGUGAAGAACCUGAGGACGUAUUUAAAGAUGCAUCGGACGGUAUUGGUGAACAGUCCCUGAUAACGGGCUCGGAAAUGGGACCAAAGCCGGAGACACCACCACCACCGUCAGGUGCGUCUGCUCGUGCGCUGCGAGCUUAUAAUCGCGCUCGAUCUGGAGCUUCUAAAUAA
Messenger RNA from Trichoplusia ni (cabbage looper), 4023 nucleotides. RefSeq lists its product as uncharacterized. The coding region runs from base 1 to 4023 and encodes 1340 amino acids. Gene Ontology annotation, biological process: DNA integration. The record is from RefSeq and is a predicted model, not a curated record. Gene Ontology annotation, molecular function: nucleic acid binding. The transcript has a single exon. Lineage: Eukaryota; Metazoa; Arthropoda; Insecta; Lepidoptera; Noctuidae.